Molecule: messenger RNA, 2016 nt
Organism: Daucus carota subsp. sativus
Lineage: Eukaryota; Viridiplantae; Streptophyta; Magnoliopsida; Apiales; Apiaceae
Exons: 18
Coding region: 311-1750 (479 amino acids)
Molecular function (GO): ubiquitin protein ligase activity; protein binding
Source: RefSeq, a predicted model, not a curated record
GAAGAUGAGCAACCUCCACAGAAAUCUCGAGUAGAAUACAAAGAGUGUGGUGUGCGUAUAUACACAUACAGCUCCACGUACAACUAACCACGUCCGUAUAUACACACAACUCAACUAGAGAUCAAAGCCACUACACGGCGGUCACUUCCCUCCCUCACGACGUCGUUACUCUCUCUCUCUCUCUCUCUCUCUCUCUCUCUCUCUCUCUCCCCCUCCCUCCCUCCUCUCCCUCUCUCUCUCUCUCUCACUCCCCCCCCUCCCUCCCUCCCUCUCUCUCUCCCUCUCUCCUUUCUCUUUCUCCCUCUCUACAAUGUCGAAUCAAUCAAUCGUCCUGGAAGGAAUCGAUGACGUUGAUGACUUAAUAUCGGAGAAUGAAGAGGAGGAGAAUAAUAAUAGUAUAUCGCACACUCAUCUUCAUCAGCUCGUUAACAAAGCAAACAAAGCCUUCCGCCAAAAUCGCUUCGAAGAGGCUAUCAAUUGUUACUCAGGUGCUAUUAAUAUCAAACCUCAUCAUCCUGUUAUUCUUGGCAAUCGAUGUGCUGCCUAUCUCAGGAUUUGUCAAUUCCUGGUACAUAGACCUGCAUCAGAUUCUGAAUAUAGACCGUUAAGCGGGCUUGAUCCAACUGUACAUGCUGGACUUGCUUUAAAGGAUGCUGACAAAAUGAUGAACCUUCAAAGUGAUUCAGUAAAAGCACACAUUUUGAAGGCCGACGCACUAAUUUUGUUACAAAGGUUUGAGCUGGCCCAUGACAUUGUACUCUCGGGGCUUCAGAUUGAUCCUUCAAGUGUGCAUCUUCGGAAUUUAGUAAGAAUGACAUGUACUACAAUGGGGAGGAAUAAUCAUGAGAUAACUCUGCGUACGGAUGACUUUGAUUGUACUGUCUGCUUGAAGUUGAUUUAUGAACCAAUUACAACUCCUUGUGGACACUCCUUUUGCCGUUCUUGCCUAUUUCAAGCAAUGGACCGAUGUAACAGAUGCCCAUUGUGCCGAACAAUUCUUUUUAUAAGUCCUAGAACAUGUUCAAUCAGUGUUACACUGAACAACAUAAUACAAAAGAACUUUCCAGAGGAAUAUGCUGAAAGGAAGUUGGAGCAUGAAAAUUUGACAAUCAUGGGUGCUGAUUUGUUGCCUCUUUUUGUCAUGGAUGUUGUCCUACCCUGCCAGAAGUUACAACUCAACAUAUUUGAACCUCGGUAUAGACUUAUGGUAAGGAGGAUAAUGGAAGGAAACAGAAGAAUGGGAAUGGUUACGAUAGAUUCGACAUCAGGUUCAGUUGCUGAUCACGCUUGUGAAGUGGAGAUUACUGAUUGUGAGGCACUUCCAGAUGGACGUUUCUUUCUAGAGGUUGAAGGCCGCAGAAGAUGUCACAUAAUUGACCACUGGGAUCAAGAUGGGUAUCGUGUGGCUGAGAUUGAAUGGAUACAGGAUAUAUGCCCAGCUGAAGGAACAGAAGAAAGAUUAGACUUAGAGGAUACUGUACAAAAAGCAGAAGCAUUUGCUAAAUCAUGGAUGAGGACGGCACAAGAGGCAGCUCAGGGAGAUCAAGUACGUCUUGCACAGCUCCUCAAGGCUGAAGAGUUGAUGCCCACAACAAAUGAUCCUGAGCACUUUAGCUUUUGGCUUGCAACUCUAACUAAUCGGAGACCAUCACAAAGGUUGGACCUCCUUCGCAUGAGAGAUACAAACGAGAGGGUGAAACGAGGGCUUAUUUACUUGAAAGCCGCAGAACAAUUCUGCACAACGCAAUAGCAGCACCGUUCUGCACCAAACCAUUAUAUUGUUAAUAUGCUAUUCAACAUUGUUCUGUACAUGAGAUUCUGGAAAGAAAAUAUAGAGAAGAAAACAUAACAGAAUGAAAGGCCAAGAUACAUAUGUUAUAUAUUUAUGAGACCCAAGAGAGAGCAAACCCUUAAAUUUAUGUAACUUUUGAUGUGAAGGUGGUUUAACUUUAUUGAACUCGACUUCUGUAUUCAUCUUGAUUGAACUUUGAAUAAAUUAUAUAGCUUUUGGCUUAA